CCAAACCCCCACAGUAAGAACGCCAACAACUCCCAGAGCGACGUGGUGACGCUGAUGCUGGAGGUGCGGGCGGCCACGCGCCUGUCGGCAUUCGGUGUGUCCCGGCCUGAGGUUGUCACCAUCCCGGAGCCCGGCUGGGAGCCCCCCCAGCCCCCCCAGCGCCUGGAGGACAUCGGACCCCCCGUGGAGUUUGUGUAUGAGGUUCUCAAUGAAGGUCCCAGCUCCAUCAGUGCCGGUUCCCUGGAGCUCUGCUGCCCCCUGGCGGUGGGCGCCCACCCGGUGCUUUAUAUCGUGGGACACUCGGGGCCGAGGAACUGCAGCGUCAGCCACGGGGUGGACCGGAUGGGACUGAGGUCCUCACUGCCCAUCGGCAUUCCGAGUUGA
This is a messenger RNA of Coturnix japonica (Japanese quail), 384 nucleotides long. The record is from RefSeq and is a predicted model, not a curated record. Lineage: Eukaryota; Metazoa; Chordata; Aves; Galliformes; Phasianidae.